AUGCUUGUCUUUUUCAAGUCAACGCUCGUCUUUGGCCAGUCUCUUCUGGGUCUGACCCUUCUGCGAGCCUCAUGCUUGAGUUCAUCCAGCCCUCGUCAAGAGAAUGCUGGGGAUCGUGGGACGUCUCCCAGCUUCGUAAGAGCCGUAAGGCACUGUGGUCCUUACAAGUAUGCCAAUUGCCGACGGAGACAGCAGCCUACCAUCUAUGGCCAAACUUUGAGGUAUGGUGACCUCAUUCCCCAAGCUACUUCCACCAAGUUGCGACCCUCUCCCGAGGUACUAGGUAUUGGUUGUACUUGGAAAGAUUCACACUAUCCACACGGAGGUCAAGCCGAUGAAAGUUGCUGCGCCGUGAUGCUGACAGGAGCGAAUUCCGUGUCCUGGCAUAGCGCUGAAGUAACGGAGGUAGCGUGCAGGAUUUAUGCCACUGCGAAGAAGGGCUGGAAACGGCGUGAAGAAGAGGUUGAUGACAAUGAAGGACAUGGACCAAGCGCCAAGCGCGUCAUUGAACCGAACAACGACAGAGGCCGAGUGGAGUGUCGUGGGAUUCCAAGCGACAACAUGCCUGCGAAACGACGCGCGCUGCCAACCAAGGCGCGUGCACCUGUGAAGCGGGCCUCGAAGCUUGCGAAAGAGAAUGGAUUGACUGCAGAACAAGAAGCUGAGAUUCGUGAGGCGUUUGGUUUGUUUGCUGUAAAGCAUCCAGAGCACGAGGCGUCAGAGGAGGGUGUAUUACGCAGAGAUGACGUUCGGCGAUGUCUCAUCUCUUUGAAUCUCGCACCCGACAGGUCAGAAGUACCUGGAAUCCUUUCGACCAUCGAUCCGCUGAACACUGGCUUUGUGGAGUUUGUUCCAUUCUUUGCGUAUACGGCAAUAGCGAUGCAUUCCAAGGAAGAGGGAUCAGAAGAGGAAGAGGACGACGAAGAAUACAAAGGUGGCAUCACAGACGAGAGUCACGCAGAUGAGGUCAACUCUGCCUACAAGCUGUUCACCCACGGUGGCUCGGGACCCAUCACAUUAGCGCAUCUACGGAGAGUGGCCAAAGAACUGAGAGAGGACGUCUCAGACGACAUCUUGAAGGACAUGAUACUCGAAGCGAACGGUGGUGUCAAGGGCAAAAACCGAGAUGUUGGUGGCGUCAGCCUGGAGGAAUUUGAGAGCGUUAUAAAGCGAGCUGGACUAUCAUUUGGCUGA
Molecule: messenger RNA, 1194 nt
Organism: Plenodomus lingam JN3
Lineage: Eukaryota; Fungi; Ascomycota; Dothideomycetes; Pleosporales; Leptosphaeriaceae
Source: RefSeq, a predicted model, not a curated record